Molecule: messenger RNA, 2558 nt
Organism: Phragmites australis (common reed)
Lineage: Eukaryota; Viridiplantae; Streptophyta; Magnoliopsida; Poales; Poaceae
Exons: 7
Coding region: 488-2029 (513 amino acids)
Biological process (GO): chromatin remodeling
Cellular component (GO): Ino80 complex
Source: RefSeq, a predicted model, not a curated record
ACCCGGAGGAAAGAAAGAGACCCGGCAUGGCAAGCGAAGCGCGAGGGUGUCAUCCAGAGAGAGAGAGAGAGGAAGAGGAGAGGAGGGAGAAGGGAAGGCAACGGGAAGGGAUAGCGUCGCUGCUGUGCCUGCGCUGUGUCGGGGCGCGCGCGUUGUGGGAUUGACGGCACAGCGGAAGCGAGCAGCGGAGAGAGGGGAGAUGGGAGAAUUACGCGUCGCCCAGCACGAGCACCCCACCCCCACCCGCGCGCUCCUCCCCCUCCUCACCCGCGUCAUCCAUCCCCCGUUCCGUCUUCUCCACCUCGUCAUCCCGCGCGGGCCGGGCCCAAAUACCCUCGCCUUCGCCAUCCCCACCUCCCGCCACAAACCCUAACCCUAGCUCCCAACCGGCUCGCCGCCUCUCCGACAGCGCGCCGUCGGUCCACUCCGAGGUGGCGUGGAUAGCUAGCGCAAAGGUGAUUGCUUCUGGAGAGAAGCGUAUGCUGUAAUGGAGGGGCGUGGGAACCAUCUACUUAAUGCCACCGAGGCAGUAAUGAAGAGGCCAAGGAGUGUUGCGUCAAGGAAGCCAAGGCCCACAGUGCAACUUGCUUCUGAGUACAAUGGCAUCUUGUGUGCACCGUCACGGAGCACGCCCCAGGAUGAUGACACUGACAUGGAAGUCGGUGGGCAUCGGAGGAAGGAGCUAUACCUAAAUAGCUCUGGAAUGAAGGGCUCCACACCUCAUAGGAGUGACUUGUCCAAGAAGGUAAGGAGGGAGGAUAGAGCCAGAGGAGACUAUGAUGGCCACAAUCGGAGCAGCAAGUCGAAGGAUGCUGCUAAGUUUGAUAGUGAGGGUUUUCUCGCACUGGAAUGUACAAGAAACUCAGGAUCCCCUGAUAACCUGCAGUUGGUCCCAAGAGAUGCUAAUGUGCCAGGUGAACAAAAGUUGAGAAAAGUAAAGCUCAAAGUUGGCGGCAUUACUCGAACCAUACAUACGAAAACCGUCCAAGAAGUUGGUGACGGUGGCACUACUGCCACAUCGGAUGAUUCUUUUCACCAGCAUAAACAAAAGGAUUCUGGUGGGCACACAAACAAUGAUAUUUCACCAUCUUCUGACCUUGUUCGCAAGAGCAAAAGGGUUCCUAAGAAGAAAACACUUGAUAGCGAUUCUGAUGAUGACGAUGGCGAAUUACGAUAUCUUGAAAAACUAAGAGGGGCUAAAGUUGCACCAGAGUAUCCUAUAACCACUGGCUAUGUAGCUUAUGAUGAUUCUCUUGACGAUGGUCUCAAGAAAAAGAAGCUGUCUACAUUUUCUAAAAAUAAGAGCACCCCAUAUGAAGUGGAUGAGGACUUUACAGUGUCACGAUCUGGCAGGGAUGGCAGGAGGAAAUUGAAAUUAGGGGAUAGCAAUGAGUUUAUUGAGGAGGAGGAACAUGAGAUGGAUGAAAAUAGUAGGCUCAAGGAAGUUGAUUCACCUUCAGAUGUGAAAAUUGAAACUCCUGGUCUUACAACAAGACAGCGAGCCCUUCAAGGCAGGGGUGGCCAUGGUGAAAUCCUUAUUGAAUUUCCCGAUGGCUUACCACCCGCUUCAUCAAGAAAGCAAAAGGAGAAGCUUUCAGAAGUGGAGAUACAAGCCAAAAAAGCAGAAGCUGCUCAGAGGCGUAAGAUGCAAGUUGAGAAGGCAGAGAAGGAACAACAGGCUGAAGCAAUGAGGAAAAUACUUGGUAUUGAUUCUGAGAAGAAAAAGGAAGAAAAGAAACAGAAAGAACGGGAAGAGAAGGAGAAGCAAGCAAGAUUAGAAGAAUACAGAAAAAACUGCAUCCAAACUGUUAUGGGGCCAGAAGGAACUGUGGUUACAUUCCCUGAGAGUAUGGGACUUCCUAGCAUAUUUAACUCCAAACCUGUCAGCUAUCCACCUCCACGGGAGAAAUGCGCAGGGCCAGGGUGCACAAACCCGUACAAGUACCGUGACUCCAAGACGAAGCUUCCACUCUGCAGCCUGGCUUGCUACAAGGCUGUCCAGGGAAGUGAUGGUGGAAAGCAAGCAUGAUGAAUUUACCUGAUCCAAAGCAACCGCGACCGCCAGUAGGCCGGUGAAGUGUAUGUUGACAUGGCCAGCUAGCUGGUGUGUUGCUUUUGUGAUCCCUUUCUAGUAGUCUAACAAUCAACCUGACAGAAAAUGGGGUGACUGCCGCCGGUUUCCGUCUGCCUUUCGUGAACGAAUUAGGUUUCCUAAUGGUGGAUUUAAGUUAUGGUCGAUGUAUGGGACUAGUCAAGAAAUAAAAGGAAAAAAAAACUUUGUACAGCAAUCUCCUGCCUGCGUCUCUCGUUGUUACCUAUAGCUUUGGUCAUGAGAUCGUGAGCUGCUGCCGUUAUGUAGCCGGACAGCAGCUGGUGUAUGCAUGCUUGUGGUGGGUGUGCUGACCGGGGUGUUUUCAGGUUCAAAUAGGUUGUUAGACCUGUGACGCUGAGUCGCUGACAAAACUUUUUGCGAGGUCAGUGGUGUGUACUUGUGCUCCAGGUCUUCCUGUUUUGCUGGUAACCAACGGGUAUAGUUAUGGAACACCUUUCGAUGGUCA